Molecule: messenger RNA, 2253 nt
Organism: Musca vetustissima
Lineage: Eukaryota; Metazoa; Arthropoda; Insecta; Diptera; Muscidae
Gene: casp
Product: FAS-associated factor 1
Exons: 14
Coding region: 86-2236 (716 amino acids)
Cellular component (GO): nucleus; endoplasmic reticulum
Molecular function (GO): ubiquitin binding
Source: RefSeq, a predicted model, not a curated record
ACACACACAUACACUCAUCCAUCAAGCAACCAACCGACCAGCCAGCCAUCCAUCCAAUUGUCUGAAUUAGCGUAACAUCAUAACAAUGUCGGAAAACAAAGAAGAAAUAUUAGCCAAUUUUCAGAGCAUAACGGGAAUCGAUGAUGUUGGGGAAGCAUUUUCUCAUUUGGAAGAAUGUAAUUGGGAUUUGAUGGCCGCCAUUCAACGUGUUAUACCUCAAGAGGAUCCAACACCACAGGCUGCUGCCGCUGCAUCAGCAACACCACCAUUACGAUCGGAAAAUAAUUUAUCUUCAAUACGCAAUGCCACAAGUAGUUCAACAUCAGCAUUAAAUGACUUUAGUUUGGCCCCCGGUCCAUCAAAAAAUUGCCCGCGUUGGCUUAAGAAUGCUUCGGCCAACAAUUUGGGAAGCUCAGCUGCAGAAAGUGCAUUUGUGCCAGUUGCCUCAACAUCUGCUGAUCCCGAUAUUAUCGAUCUCACAUCCGAUAUGGAUUUGGCUGAAAAUCGUGCAUCGACAGCAUUCUCAUCAUCAUCGACAUCGGCAAAGCAAAUUUUAUUCAAUAUACAUUUUGAUCAACAAAUCUAUGAUAUACGACUGCCCUCCAGUGCCACCAUAGAACAAUUGAAAAAGAAAGUUCAUGAUGCAACUGGAGUACCAAUAUGUCGUCAAGCAAUACGCGGCUGGCCGCCUGCUAAAUUACAUGAUGCUCAAAUACCAACAACAAAAUUAUCCACCUUAGGUUUAUCGCCUGAGAAUGAGUUGAUCUUAAUUGAUUUAACCGAAGAGGGAUAUAUGGAUUUCGAAAACGAUGAAGUAUCCAGUCGUUUGGAGAAAAAUUUUGUACUUACAAUUGUUCAACAACCAAGUGGCAUACGAAACGAAUUGAGUUUUUCGGGUAGGACAACAGUGCAAGAGGUGAAAACAAAUGUUUAUUAUGUCACAGAUAUACCAGUUAGACAUCAGGAAUGGACUGGUUGGCCACAUGGUUGUGAUAAUGAUACAACAUUGGCGCAAUCUGGCAUACAAUUGGCUCAUAAUUUUAUUCUACAUAAUGCUGCGGAUAAAAUGCGCAAUAAUGCUAAUAAUUCAUCUUCCACCACAAGAAGUUCCAAUGCCGUUGGACUCGAUACAGACAGUUCGGCUGAUGAAUUUGAGGAUGCAUCAGAUUUUAAUGCCAGUGAAGAAUUCUUCACCGAUCCAUUACCAGUACAACCAACAACAAGACAUUUAAUUCCCAAUAACACAGAUAGCGAAAUUACUGGAUCCCUUAAGUUCAUUGAAAACUAUAAACAACGAUUUGGUGAACCAUGUCCCAUGUUCUUUCCCGGCAGUCUGGAGGAUGCUCUUAAAGAGGCCUGUCACAAACCAGCCAGAGAGCGUAAAUUAUUGGCAAUUUAUUUACAUCAUGGCGAAAGUAUUCUAACAAAUGUCUUUUGUGAUCGUCUUAUGAAACAUGAAAAUAUUCUACAGCAAUUUGCCGAACAUUUUAUUCUAUAUGGCUGGGAUUUAACAUAUGAAAGUAAUAAACAUUUAUUCUUAUCAUCGGUUACCGCAUGCAUUAGCAAUACAGCCUCAAUUACGGUACGCAAUAUAUCCGUAGAUAAAUUGCCAUCAAUAUUGGUAAUUGGUAAAAGUCGUUUAUCGGGUCGCUCCUCAUGUGAAGUUUUAUCUGUGAUUCAUGGCAAUGUUGAUUUGGAUGAUCUUCUAUCACGCCUCUGGGAAUCCGUUGACAUGUACAAUGAUCAUUUGAAAGUUGAAAUUGCCGAAGAAGAUGCUCGUGCGGCCCGUGAUCAAGUUAAGGCCGAACAAGAUAUGGCCUAUGAACAGACACUACAAGCAGAUAUUGCCAAAGAAGCUGCUAGACGGCAAAAAGAGGCAGCCAUUGCAGCGGAACGUCAACGUUUAGAAUCGGAAAAGGCAGAAGAAGCGGCCAGACGAGAAUCGAUUAGAAUUGUGGCUGAACAAUCAUUACCCAAAGAACCAACUGAAACAGAGACCAAUAUUUCCAAAAUUCGUGUACGCAAACCGACUGGGGACUUUUUGGAACGUCGUUUCUAUACUGAAAAUACAUUACAGGACCUUCUAAAUUUUGUCGCAUCAAAGGGUUUUCUUAUCGAUGAAUACAAAGUGAUUUCCAGUUGGCCAAGACGUGACCUCACGGCCAUCGAUAGCAGUCAGACAUUGCAAUCGUUAAAAUUAUAUCCUCAAGAGACAGUUAUCUUGGAAGAACGAUGAUUUUAAACUCAUAUAUA